Messenger RNA from Sinocyclocheilus rhinocerous, 2013 nucleotides. RefSeq lists its product as uncharacterized. Gene Ontology annotation, biological process: microtubule anchoring. The record is from RefSeq and is a predicted model, not a curated record. Gene Ontology annotation, cellular component: centrosome. Lineage: Eukaryota; Metazoa; Chordata; Actinopteri; Cypriniformes; Cyprinidae. Bases 1 to 2013 code for a protein of 670 amino acids. The transcript is spliced from 3 exons. Gene Ontology annotation, molecular function: microtubule binding.
AUGACAAGGGCAGCUACCUCAACACAGGAACCCGCGGUGACACGGGUGUCACAAACACUGGUGUCAGAUGAAAUGUGGACUUUAGGAAGGAAGAGGAACCAAGUGGAAUUCGUCCCGGCCGAGCAGGAUAUUCUGCAAGUCGCAGAAUCAAAUAAUCCUCCAGCCAGUCCCUCUCACAGGUACAGCCGACAGAACCAGGCUUCUCUUCACCUUAUCAGUCCAGAAAGAAUCAGCAAGACUGAAUGUGGAAGCACUUCAUGUCAGCGUGACUCUGUGAAGGCUUUGAAAUCAGGACCUGAAGUUAAUGAACAAGACACUCAGAAGAAGGUUCAAGGUCUUUAUGAGGACACAUGCACACUCAAGAGAGAAAGACCACAACAUCCAGCUAAAGUGCCAAUGAAGCCGGUAUUAAAUAUCCAGCAUUUCACACUCAACCAUGAACCUUAUUCAGAUUCACUCAGAGCCCCAAUAGUAUCCAGUUUGUCAUCUGACAAAAAAGAUGAUCUCCAAUUGGACUCUAAAAAUAGCCAUCUUAAACCCAAGGAGCAAGAGGACAUAAAGACGACAAACGUGGUCCAUGGCAGCACAACACCAGAUACCACAGCUCUAAAUGUACAGAACAAUCAGAGACUGCACAGUGUGCUGACGCUGAACAACAACCACAAUAUCUGUGACCAGGAUGCCGGGGGGCAAUGGAAGUCAUCUCUUUCAUACUCCAAAACCGAUAAAACCAAUGAGUUUCCUGAACAAAAAUCUCAGGCGUGUACAAAUGAGACGGUCACAGACAAUCCACUUAUUGAAAACUUAAUUCUGGAAGCGGUAAGUGUGGAAAUAAGAAAGGCUGAGGAUAGUCCGUCUUGUGAUGUCAGUCUGUCUGAGAUAGAUGAGAAGUCAGAGGCAAUUUCGUUUCAUAGUGAAGCACUCGCUUGGUCUGAAGAAGAAAAGGAUUAUCUCGAUGAGGAGAAGAUUGAAGCAGCUCAAGCAAGUAGUUGCUCUUUAGUUUUUGCCGAAAAGUACACUGUGGUACCAGAUGAUUUGAACAAUAAACAGGAAGAACGCUGUACACCGCCACGUUAUGAAAGACAAGCGACUGUAGAGUCGACCCUGUCAGAAAUUCUCUCUCCUGUAGAUGAGGUUUUGUCUUACGGAAGUGCAGAACUCCCUCCAUCCGUUAAAGGAGGAGCCGCAUCAGGUCUUGACAGCUACGGUUGUCCUCCUCCUCCUCCUGCCUUUGAAAUUAUUACAUGGACCAGUGAGGAGGAACUUCCAGCUCCACCUGAUUCUGUGGAAGAUCUCUCAAUUAACAGUGAGAACCUCCCUCCUCUCCCUGUGGACUUCUCUCUGAAAAGAAAAGAGUCUCAAAGUCUAGACUCUAACAAUCUGAGGGAAAAGGAGGUAAACGAUGAUACUAAUGGAGCUCUGUGUGAGGACGCAGAGGAAAAUGACUGUUCGGAGUACACUAGCUCACUUCCUGAAGAUGUGAGCAAUGAAAUCUCAGAUACAUUGUCCUCAUUUCCAAUUGGAGACAGAGUUCUUGUGUGUAACUCCAGGCCGGGUGUGCUGAAAUAUAAAGGUCUCGUGGCGUUUGCGAAUGGGUUUUGGGCUGGUGUUGCUUUGGAUGCCCCUAACGGAAACCACGAUGGAACUUUUAGAGGUGUGAAGUACUUUAGUUGCGACAAAAGCCACGGUGUCCUGGUCAGAGCUGAGGACAUUGCACACAUACAAAGAGAACAUAGCAGUGAUGUAGAGACGGGGGUGGAUGAAGAUCCCUUCUCAGAUGAGGAGCCACCUAGGACAGAGAGAGAUAAACAACAGAAGGCCACAUCAUUGGCAGAUGGACGAAGAGGACAUAGUCAGUGUCCUACUAGAGAUGAGACCAUACCUUCAAAUACUACACACGCACGACAAAAAAAUGAACCUCAGGAAGACACGUCAGAUGGAGCAAGAAACCUUUCACAUCCCUCUGAAAUGCCCUCACCAAGAGUAAGCAACACCAAGCACUUAAAGGAAUAG